This is a messenger RNA of Homalodisca vitripennis (glassy-winged sharpshooter), 1684 nucleotides long. It is a transcript of the gene Alp6, whose product is annotated as membrane-bound alkaline phosphatase. Bases 120 to 1478 code for a protein of 452 amino acids. Gene Ontology annotation, biological process: dephosphorylation. Lineage: Eukaryota; Metazoa; Arthropoda; Insecta; Hemiptera; Cicadellidae. The transcript is spliced from 7 exons. Gene Ontology annotation, molecular function: alkaline phosphatase activity. The record is from RefSeq and is a predicted model, not a curated record.
GGUUUCUUUCAGCCACGAAAUAUUGGCGCGAAUUGAGCGUGGGUGUGUUACAAGAAAAGUUGACAAUAACAAAAAAGAAAGGAGUGGCCAAAAACCUUAUACUGUUCUUGGGAGACGGAAUGUCUCUUGCUACCCUCGCCGCGGCAAGGAUAUAUCUUGGGCAGCUCAAGAAAGAAGCGGGAGAAAACACGUUCUUAAGUUUCGAGAAGUUUCCUUACACUGGAUUGGCCAAGACGUACUGCGCAGACUCACAAGUUGCGGACUCUGCUUGUUCAGCGACCGCCUAUUUGACGGGCGUGAAAGGCAAUAUCUACACGGUAGGAGUUACGUCAUCUGUUGGCUACAUGGACUGGCGAAACAUGAAGAACGAAUCGUACCACACCACUUCCAUCUUAAAGUGGGCUCAAGACGCGGGCAAGGGCACCGGCAUAGUAUCCACUUGUAGGAUAACAGACGCCUCUCCUGCUGGCACAUACGCCCAUUCCGCAUACAGGAAGUGGCAGACAGACUUGGAUAUUAAAAAUGAAAAAGAUCCAAGAGGGUUUAAUGCUACGGGAGUGAUGGAUAUAGCUUCGCAGUUGAUAGAAAAUAGUCCUGGCACAGAAUUUAAGGUAAUCUUGGGAGGUGGUCGGGAAGCAUUUCUUCCCAUCACAGAACAAAAUGACCCCACUAUGACAGGUUCCAGAGGUGACGGCAAAAACUUGAUCGAGAAGUGGAAAAAAUCUAAAGAAAACAUGAAAAAGUCAGCGUCUUACAUCACCAACAGAGAUCAACUGCUGGGGCUGGAUGUAAACAACACCGACUAUGUUCUUGGACUAUUCCAAUCUGAUCAUUUGGAUUACCAUAAGCUUGCAAAUGAAAAGGAGCAACCGACACUUGCUGAAAUGACGGAGUUGGCAAUUAAGAUGAUGCAAAAGGAAGCCAAGGGUUUUGUGCUGUUUAUAGAGGGCGGUAGGAUAGACAUCGCUCACCACGAGAACAAGGCUCACUUAGCACUAGAUGAGACUGUGGAGCUGCAUAAAGCUGUCGAGACGGCUGUCAAAAUGACAAAUGAAGACGACACGCUCAUUGUGGUGACGGCAGACCACGCACAUACACUGAACAUAAACGGUUACCCGAGAAGAGGUGGAGAUAUUUUUACCUACGUUCAAGGCACCGAAGACAAACUUUCAUACUCUACUUUGUCAUAUUCGAACGGACCUAAUACCCCACGUUUCAAGGAAGAUGGAUAUGGGCAGCACAAUAUUAUCAAUGAUAAAAGAGACGAUCCGCACUACACCUUCCAAACAAUCAAUCUCCUAAAGACUGAGACCCAUGAUGGACAGGACGUCGCUGUAUUCGCUAAAGGUCCUUGGGCUCAUCUCCUGGUCGGGAACUAUGAGCAAACCCUCAUUCCUUACGUAAUGAGCUAUGCGGCUGGAUUUGGACCUGCCGUUGAGAUCCUUGACGCAAAAAAUCAGCACAAAAGAGGAUCGUAAUAAUAACUGUUACAAUAUUAUACUUUCAUCCAUAUUUAAAUUAUAUUUCUUUUUAUGCUGUGACUAACCAAAAAAUCAGUUUAAACUGUCACGUAGAAACUGUUUUACUUAAGAAACUUUACUGAUAUUAGCAAUUAAACCGUUCGCAUCUAUGUAUUAUUGUAAAUGUAUGGUAUUUUUUUAGAAUACUAUAAUCUUAUAUUUUA